Molecule: messenger RNA, 275 nt
Organism: Mycena citricolor
Lineage: Eukaryota; Fungi; Basidiomycota; Agaricomycetes; Agaricales; Mycenaceae
Source: the annotation of a GenBank genome assembly
UGGUAUUCUAUUUUCGGCAGUCUCAGCCAACUACCUCGACAAACGAUUAAUGACGCGUCGUUUUUCGAAACGCUGUUCUGUUCCAGAUGCAAGACCGACAUUGUGCCGAAUUCUUACCAAAAGUAAUUAUAGGCGUGUAAUCAGUCAAAGUCCGCUGUCGAGACAGCACCGAAGCGGCAUGAGCGACCCUCUGCUGCGUCUCAGGGAGAGAUGCCUGCUGCAGCUCGAGUCAUCCCCUGCCCAGAGCUCCACCGGGCCUCGAUCAUGCGGACGAG